Anopheles coustani is the source of this 7935-nucleotide messenger RNA. It is a transcript of the gene mbc, whose product is annotated as dedicator of cytokinesis protein 1. The record is from RefSeq and is a predicted model, not a curated record. NCBI's taxonomy places the organism in Eukaryota, Metazoa, Arthropoda, Insecta, Diptera, Culicidae. Gene Ontology annotation, molecular function: small GTPase binding; guanyl-nucleotide exchange factor activity. The coding region runs from base 392 to 6610 and encodes 2072 amino acids. Gene Ontology annotation, biological process: cell migration; small GTPase-mediated signal transduction. The transcript is spliced from 11 exons. Gene Ontology annotation, cellular component: cytoplasm; plasma membrane.
UAGGAGAGGAUCGCCGCGUUCGUUUUCACUGCUGACUGUGUGUGUUUGUGUAUUUAUGUGCAUCAGUGAUUUUUCUAUGUUGUGUUUGCAAGGCUCACGGCGAUGGGGCAGAGGUGAAGUGUUUUAAAGAAUGGUGCAACGACGACGCAAUGCAACCGUGCAUCGAAGAGCAUCGAUGUGCGAAUGUGAGCUCAUGAUGGUGUCGGAGUAGGAGUGACGAAAAGGAAAAGAAAGAAGCAAUAGCAAAGCAAAAGCAAUAACAAAAGUCCCACAAACAAGUGGGAUGUUCGUCGUUCCCGCGCCCGUGCAGUGACAAAGUGACGAGAAGUACAACAAAAUUGUAGCUUACAGCGCGUAAAAUCAACGAAACGACAAAGUAUCCUUCAGCAAAAUGACGGUCUGGAGCCGAUUACCUUCCAACUUGCUCGCUAUCGCGAAAGCGAACUACAGUGCACCGUCCAAGCAGCACCACAUCGACCUGGACGUCGGCGAUACGGUUGUGAUCGAGCAGGAGUCUUUCCACUGGUACUACGGCCACAACUGCUACUCGGGCGAGCGGGGCGUCUUCCCGAAGGCGUACGUGCAUCGGGUGGACAGUAAGACGUCCCGCGAUGGCGACCUGGUGAUACAGCGCAGCGAGAUCGUGGAGGAAAUCACGACGGUGUUGCGCGAGUGGCAGUUUCUCUACCGUCGGCUCUACCUUUCGACGCAUCCUUCGUUCAAGCAGGUCCAGAGCAAAAUGCUGGAGCUGAUACGGUUGCGGUCGCAGCUGCUGUCCGGCAAUCUGCCGGUCGACGAGAUGAAGAACAUCAAGCUGAAGGCGACGAGCGAGAUCGACACGGGCAACAAAAUACUCAACCUGGACAUGGUGGUGCGGGACGAAAGUGGCAACAUACUGGACAUCGAGCGGACGUCCACGACGCAGCUGUACGAGCAUCAUCUGAAUGCGGUCGAUCGGAUCAAGCGGGCGAAUACGUCCAACAACAAGAGCCGCAACCAGGACAUCGUGAACCGGCACGCGCACAAUCUGCUACUUUCGGUGCACAACUUCGUGUGCCGGUUAAGCGAGGACACGGAGAUUCUGUUCACGCUGUACGAUGGCGACGAGAUGCGUGCCAUCACCGAGAACUAUGUGGUUCGGUGGAGCCGCCAGGGGAUGGCGGCCGAUUUGGAUCAGUUCAACAACAUCAAGGUGCUGUUCACGGACCUCUCCGGGAACGACCUGAGCCGCAACCGGAUCUACCUGGUCGCGUACGUCGUCCGGAUCGGUGCCAUGGAUGGCAAGGAUACGGAUCUGCGGCGCAGUAGUAUGGCCAAUUCGACCGGUGCGGCUGGCUCGGGAACACCCUCCUCGACAUCGCUGUCCAGCAUCGGGGCGAACGAGUACCACAUGCGCCGCCCGUUCGGUGUAGCGACACUGGACCUGCGGCCGAUCAUCAAGCGAUCGGAAGAUUUCAAGAGUGACACCCAGCUCAAAAUGCCGUUCAUACCGUGCGAGAAGGAACCGCUGGAGACGACACUGCGCAAGCUGAUCACCAACAAGGACCUGGGCGAGAAGAGUGACGCGGCCAUUUGGAUCAGCGUGGACAUACUGUACGGCGAUAUCAAGCAGGUACGCGACGAGUAUCCGCACCUGGUGCUCGGAAACGUGGCAUUCGCGCGCAAGAUGGGUUUCCCGGAGGUGAUCUUCCCGGGAGACGUACGGAACGACCUGUACCUCACGCUGGUGUCGGGCGAGUUCUCCAAGGGCUCGAAGACUAGCGACAAAAACAUCGAGGUAACGGCGUACGUGUGCAAUCGGCAGGGUGUGGCAAUUCCCGGUGUUAUCAGCAACGGAGGCGGAGGUGGAUCGUUGAACGAGUACAAGUCGGUGAUCUACUACCACGAAGAUCGGCCGAAGUGGAGCGAAACGUUCAAGAUUGACGUGCCGAUCGAGGAGUUCAAGCAGUGCCAUCUGAGGUUUACUUUCAAGCACCGCAGCUCGAACGAGGCGAAGGAUCGCUCGGAGAAACCGUUCGGGAUGGCGUACGUGCGGCUGAUGAAUGACGACGGUACGACGCUGCAGCACCGCCGCCAUACGCUGCUGGUGUACAAGAUCGACCACAAGAAGUAUGACGAGGAGACGCAGUACAACUACAUGAGUCUGCCGUCGCUGGCCGACGAUCUGCCGACCGGUGGUUCGAAGCCGUCCAUCGCCGGGUUCAGUUUGGCGUCGAAGGACAGCUUCAUCAUCGAGACGAACCUGUGCAGCACGAAGCUUACGCAGAAUGUCGACAUCCUGGGGCUGCUGAACUGGUCGUCACGCAAGGAGAAGAUGGAGGAAUCGCUGAACGCGCUGAUGAACGUCCGUUGCGAGGAGGUGGUCAAAUUUCUUCAGGACAUCCUGGAUGCACUCUUCAACAUACUCGUAUCGAACGACGAUCCGGACAAGUACGACAACCUGGUGUUCAAGUGUCUCCUGCGCCUGAUUGAGAUCGUGUAUGAUCUCAAGUACCAGCACUUCCAGUCGGUACUGGAUCUGUACAUCAACGAAAGUUUCUCCGCCACGUUGGCCUACGAAAAGCUCAUCAAUGUGGUGCAAACGCACAUUCGGAACGCCAUCAACAACAUCGUCAAGGAUCGGGCCACAUCCAAUAUUUACCUACUGAACGAAAACGAUGAGGCGCUGUAUCGGACUACCAAAUAUCUGCAGUACAUCAUGAAGUUUAUCAUCCGCUCCCGGCUGCUGUUUGCCAAACUCAACCACGACAAGGACCGGGAGCUGUUUGAGGCAAGCCUCGAGGAGCUGCUGGAAUCGUUCUCCGAGCUGAUCUCGUACAAGAACGAUCUGCUCAAGUCGCAGGGCGCCAUGCUGAAAUAUCUGCACAUCAUAGCGUCGGAUCUGAUGCAAGUGUACGAUCCGGUAAAGCUCAGCCAGAAGAUAGUGGACAUUAUCAUGAACGUGCCGCCAGGCCGGUUAAAUCAAUCGAAGAUGACGUGCAUCAAGGAUGUGGUCGACUCGAAGCUGUUCAAGUUGCCCCAGUGCCGGGCAAUCUUGUUGCCAGUGUUUUGCCGACAGAUCAAGGACAAGCUCGAAAGCAAGGAAGAGGGUGACUUUAUGUUCGACAUACGGCAGCAGGAGAAAAAUCUUACCAAAGCAGCUAGAGUGCUUGGGGAGAGCAAGUCCCAGCUUCAUACGCGUGAAACCACCGCCAAAACGAAGGUGGCCGAAUGCGUCAACAUCAUGAGCAACAUGCUGGAGUUGCUGUUCCACAGCGAGGAAGAUAUCGGUUCGGUGGAGAACGACGUCCGGGACAUCAUGCUGAUCCUGCUGCGCACCGUGAUCACGAGCUCGAUCGCGAUGGAUCGAAGUAACCCCCUCGUUGGCAACCUGGUCGCGAUCAUGCUCGGAAUCUUCCGCAGCAUGACCGAGACACACUAUCAGUGUUUCGUGCGCAGUUUCCUCACGAGCUACGAGCUGCUGGACUUCCUCACCGAGAUACUGCUCGUGUUCCAGGAACUAGUCUCGAAGCCGGUCUUCCCGGCCGACUGGCUGGACAUGAUCAUGCACCAGAACACGGUGAUCCUCGGUAGCCUGCGCCACUUUGCCGCCAUCAUCAUGGGGCAGUUCUUUAGCCCGUUUGAGCGGCAAGUUUGGUCGAACUACUUCCAGUGUUCGAUCACGUUCCUCACACAGCCGGCGCUUCAGCUGAACCGGUUCAGCAAGACCAAGCAGUCGGUGAUCCGGGCGAACUACCGUGAUAUCCGCCGGGAGACGGUGUUCGAGAUACGGAAGAUGUGGUUCAAUCUGGGCGAGCACAAGAUUAUGUUCGUGCCGCGGUUGGUCGGGCCAAUACUGGAGAUGAGCAUGAUCCCGGAGGAGGAUCUGCGUCGGGCGACGAUACCGAUCUUCUUCGACAUGAUGCAGUGCGAGUAUUAUAGCUCGCGGUACGCGAUGGAGAGCUACGGCGACACGAAGCGCAACACGGCGCACAUUAAGGGUAACUUUAAUGACUUCGAGAAGGAGAUCAUCGAAAAGCUGGACCACUUUAUCGAGGGUGGGUACGGCGACGCGGAAUAUAAGGAUCUGUUCUUCGAGAUCAUGCACGAGUCGUGCAGCAACCACAGCACGCUGCAAACCCACGGUGUCCAGUGCGUGCAAGUGCUGACGCAGCUGAUGGAAAAGCUGCUGGAGUACCGCUGCCUAAUCCACGACGAAAGCAAGGAGAACCGGAUGGCAUGUACGGUCAGUUUGCUGCAGUUCUACUCGGAUGUGAAUCGAAAGGAAAUGUACAUCCGGUACGUAGACAAGCUGUACGAGCUGCACAUGGAGUUCGACAACUUCACCGAGGCGGCGUACACACUGAAGCUGCACAGCAACGAACUGUACUGGGACGAGACGCCGCUGUCGCUGCUGUUGAAAUCAAAGCGCCACUAUCUCGCCUGCCAAACGCACCGUACGCUCAAGGAGCAGCUGUACCGCAGUAUGAUCGAUCUGUUCGACAAGGGCAAGAUGUGGGAGUGUGCGAUCGACCUGUGCAAGGAGCUGGCGCAGCAGUACGAGAACGAGGUCUACGACUAUCUCAGUCUGGCCGAGUUGUACAAAAAGAUGUCGCUGUUCUACGAGAACAUCCUGCGCACGACGCGGUACGAGUCGAUCUACUACCGGGUUACCUUUUUCGGGACCGGCUUCCCGGAGUUCCUACGCAACCGGGCGUUCGUGUAUCGUGGCAAUGAGUACGAGGAUGCCGGUUCGUUCAAUAUGCGCAUCCUUAGUCAGCACCCGCGGGCCGAGCUGCUGCCGACGUUAACGCCCGGGCCGGAGAUCCAGCAGUGCGAGGGACAGUUUGUGCAAAUCGUUAAGGUGGAUCCGGUUAGCCGCGACAUACGCUUUGGGGGCAAGAACACGCAAACGAUCGCGUCCAACAUUGUGAAGUUCUACAAGUCGAACAAUGUGAGCGAGUUCCAGUUUUGCCGCCCGAUACGGGAGAGUGGUGUCGGAGGGGACGACAUCGCUGGGACGUUCUACGAGCGAACGAUCAUGCGAACGACCGAUCCCUUGCCCGGUAUACUGCGGUGGUUCCCUGUGAAAUCCUCUGAAACUGUGAUGAUAUCCCCCAUCGAAAUGGCCAUCGAAACGGUGGAUGCUAAGAAUCGAGCAAUUCGGGAGCUGGUGCUUGAGCAUCAGAAUGAUCCGCGGAUACCGGUCCACUCGCUGAGCGCCGUUAUCAAGGGUGUAGUCGAUGCCGCCAUUAACGGCGGUUUGCCGAUCUACGAAGAUGCAUUUCUUACGCCGGAAUAUCUCGAGAAUCACCCGGGCGAUGAUCAUCUCGUUGCACGUCUGAAGGACCUCAUUGCGUCACAGAUUCCGCUUCUCGAAGUGGCGCUACUGCUACACAAGAUGAAAACACCCGCCAUUCUGUUGCCAUUCCACGAACAGCUGGAGAGGUGCUUCGCCUCGAUACAGGCGAACGUGGAGGCGAAGUACGGAAAACGGGUGACCGACAUCAAAAUCGACCGGGACGCGGAGGUUACCCUCCGGCGCCACAUCUCCACCAACCAACCGCAGAUCAGCAUGGAUUCUAGUCGACUGUCGGAAACGAGUAUUGGUUCGUCUGACAGCGGAAUCUCGAAGAACCAAAACAGCCGCCCGACGACAACCAGCUCCGGAGGAUUCAAAAGCACCAUCGCCAAUCUGGCCAACUUCAAUACGGUCAAUCUAGCGAGAACUUCCCUUGGCACGUCGCCCGGAUCGAAGACAAAAAAGGAUAAAACGCUCACCAAACGUCGAUCGAGCCGUAAGAUGGAUCGCGAGUCGCUGAGUUUGUCGGUUUCAAAUAGUCAGUUCUAUACCAGUCCCAUAUCUACUGCGAGCGAGCACAGUUCCAGCAUCGUGUCCUCCGAUCGGGACAGUGGUGGCCCGGUGAGCCUUUUAUCCACCGGUGUUUCGUCGAUGACGAUCACGACGGCAACAACGCCAACCAAUGCGGCACCAGUUUUUGAGUUAACCGAGGAGCUACAUCCAAAGCGACCGCUUCGCUCGGAGGUAGAAAAGGAAAAGCGCCUAUCGAGGCCACCCAGCAUUGCCACACCGACCAUGAGCAGCAAGUCGAUGGCGGGCGCAACGAAUGCCAACGGGAGCAUCCUCCCGGGCGACACGCACUCGAUCGAAUCGGCUGACAGCAGUAGCAACCGCAACUCGAUCAUUACGAACGGUUCGACGACGUCGGAGGAGGACAGUAGUGUCCCACCACCUCUUCCAUUGAAGACGCGCAACGAUGCCGAUUACUUUAAUCUUGCCGGCAAGGCCGCCAACUUGACGGAUCAGCAGCGCCAUCAUUUCCAACCGUCGUACGGCAUCGGCUCACCGCAACCCAACAAUGCGAGCCACUACAUAACGUUUAAACCCAUCAUGACGCAGGGUGCGACCGGUGCGCCCGGUGUGGUGGCCAUGAAUGCCUCAUACGAUGUGGUUGAAACGCGAAACCAUAGCGUCAUCGUGAUUAACUCUUCGUCCGUUUCGACCGUGCGUUCCCCGGGCGGUUGCAGCAGUCCGCCUCCCGGAGCGUACGACGAUCGGAAACGACCACCGACGCCCCCUCCAAAGCCAGCCAGGAAUUCGAAGCAUUGACACACGCCAUAUUUGGUGGAUCUUUCGUUUACACCGACCUUAUUUAGGUUGCUUUUGAGGCCAUUUUGAUUUCCGCCGAUUAUUGGAAAACGGGAAAAUUAAAAAACGAAACAAAUGUUAUCUCCUCCGAGAGAUUCCUACCUGUUUCUAUCCUACUUUGAGCCAGAUUUGGAGGGAGGUAAAAACACAUGACGAGCACACCGGAAAGGGACAAGAAAAUAGGGAAAGAAAACCCUGCAUUAGGCCGGCCUAUAAACCGUUAGGUGUGACUAUUGUGUGAGAUGGGAACCUAAAGCAAGAAAACACACAGGGAUGCUCUAGCUAGACAAAAGUAGAGGGUUUUUAUGUAAACAAAAAAAGACUUUAUAGUGCUAGAAGGAAGCUUAGUAAAAUGUAGUGCUAAGGACAAUGUAGGGUAAACUAUCAAAGUUUGAACAAUUAGAAACAUUAAAAUCAACAAAACAAAAAGAAAAUGUACCAUACACGAACUUGCAUGAGGCAUGGAAGGAUGAAGACGAAAGCUAUCCACUUGACGAUGUGCUUUCUCUUCUUCUACCCACUGGGUGUAUGUAGCCUACUAUGUUCUCGUACAGGUGUACAGUGAAAGCGUGACGCGUUUGUACGGUUGGCAUUUCGAAGGUGACAAAACAUGAUCCGCUAGGCCAUAUAUUCUUAUGUUGGUAAGGUUUCUGGUUCAGUUCUGCUUACACAUGUCUAUCCUUUUAUUUAAGUAUAAUCCGCACUCCGUUGGAUGCACGUGCCGAAGAAGUCUUCCGGCAUCAUAAAUAAGAUGUGGUAGAGUUGCAUAGGUCGAUGGACAAAGUAUUUACUUUCGUUUUCGUUUAGUUAGUUAGUAAGCAUGCAAGAAAAGUGACACUAUUUCGGAAUGACCAAAGAUACAUGUAUAACCUCCGCUUCACAGUGUUAACAAAAUUGAUAUGGCAAUGAUAGGAAAUCAAAAAAAAACUCAAGCAGGUUGCUUUAUGCAUUAUAGAGCUACUUAAUUUACUUACGUUUGGGAGACAGUUUCGACGUCGACGACGAAGAACAGAACAGGCAAUACUUACAAGCGAUCAAUGUUGAUAGUUCAAUUAAAUAUGUUCCAUCUCGGAUGCGUAUUUGUGGUUCGGUGUAGUUAUUACCUGCACGGCACGUAGUGAAUAGAUGUCGUCGUGCCGCAAAGCAAUUUUAUUUAUAGACCAAAUAUUCGAUGCAAUUAUUUACCUAAGGAAGAAGACAAAACGGCACGAUCGAUCACGCUGCAAUUAUGUAUACAUUUGUAAUAUAAAUUAUGAAAUAGAGUCUAUGUUUAUCAAUGACCAUUA